UUUGGUCAGCUUUUGUUGGACCCUUCGCAUUUCCUUCCUUCUCUCCUCUUUACCCCCCAUCACCACCAUCGCCAUUUUCUUCCCUUCCCUUCCCUUCCCUUCCGAUUCUUCAAUCACAUACCCGCUCAGUGUGUAAGGGAGAGUGAGUGUGUGUUCGAAGAGUAAGAAGCAAUGGGUUGGUUCCCGUGUUCUGGGAAAUCGAAGAAGAAAGGAGAAAAACAAAAGGGCAACAAGUCUGAUCAUCAGAUCCCUUCAAAUAUAGAUAAACAAAAGGUAAAUUCAUCCCUUGAUGUAAAGAAGGAAUCUUUUGAUGGGGGAUCUGGUUAUAUUGCUGCACACACCUUUACUUUCCGUGAAUUGGCUACCGCAACCAAGAAUUUUAGGGCUGAUUGUCUUUUGGGUGAAGGUGGAUUUGGCAGAGUAUAUAGAGGGCGAUUAGAGAGCACUAAUCAGAUUGUUGCUAUAAAGCAACUUGAUCGCAAUGGUUUGCAAGGGAACAGGGAAUUUCUUGUUGAAGUGUUGAUGUUAAGUUUACUUCAUCACCCACACUUGGUAAACUUGAUUGGUUAUUGUGCUGAUGGAGAUCAGAGACUUUUGGUGUAUGAAUACAUGCCAUUAGGGUCGUUGGAAGACCAUCUGCAUGACAUUUCACCUGAUAAAAAGAGACUUGACUGGAAUACAAGAAUGAAAAUAGCCGCCGGUGCUGCAAAGGGCUUGGAAUAUUUGCAUGAUAAAGCGAACCCACCUGUUAUCUACAGGGAUUUGAAAUGUUCAAAUAUUUUACUAGAUGAAGCGUAUAAUCCAAAGCUAUCUGAUUUUGGGUUGGCAAAAUUGGGCCCUGUUGGGGACAAGACCCAUGUAUCCACCAGAGUGAUGGGAACCUAUGGAUAUUGUGCGCCAGAAUAUGCAAUGACAGGACAACUUACAUUGAAAUCAGAUGUUUAUAGUUUUGGAGUUGUCCUUCUGGAGAUCGUCACUGGCAGAAAGGCAAUUGACAAUUCAAGAGCUGCUGGCGAGCACAAUUUGGUUGCAUGGGCCCGGCCCUUGUUCAAAGACCGUAGGAAGUUCUCACAGAUGGCUGAUCCCAUGCUUCAAGGUCAGUACCCAUCUAGGGGUUUGUAUCAAGCGCUUGCUGUUGCUGCUAUGUGUGUCCAGGAGCAACCCAACAUGCGACCUUUGAUAACAGACGUAGUUACAGCCCUAACUUAUCUUGCUUCCCAGAAAUACAGUCCAGAGACGCAACCAGUCCAAAGGCUCAGCUCCGGUUCCUCGACACCUAGAAUGAGACGAGAACUGUGAUAGCAGCCGCAAACGGAAAAAAAAUUGCCCAAGUAUCUGAGUUGUUCUGCUCCUUUGGAGUCAUGGUAGUACUGCUUUUAACCUUUGUAAGUUCCACUUCAGAAUGGUUUUAAGGAUGAAUGAGCACGAGGAUGGGUAUGCCUUCAUUGGCUAACUGCAAAUGAUCGGUGUUUGCCUAAUGUUGCAGUUCUCCAGAUGCCCAGCAAGAUGUUCAAUUUGGCUAUCAUGUUUAUUUGAGAAAGGAAGAAAAUUGUGAAGGAAACAAGUUGAAUCUCCACUCGCACCACGUCUACAGUGUGAAAAGGUCUUCUUUUUUGGUUAUUUUCCUCGUUUGGUACUUGCAGGUCGUCGUUCCCGUGUGCAACUUAUUUUCAGAUUUACCAGAUGUAUCAUAUGAAGUUCUUUCUAUUUCCCGAGUGGAUUAUGAAGGCUUCUUUAUCUAAAUGUUCAUAUAGAGGGCAGGUAUAAUAUGUAUACUUGCUAGUAUUGGGAAGUCUUGAAUUUGUUGGCUGAUGGGAUCUUGUGAGUUAUAUAAUUGGUUUGCGCCAAUGUACUUCUUGCAUUU
Olea europaea var. sylvestris is the source of this 1864-nucleotide messenger RNA. Its product is annotated as probable serine/threonine-protein kinase PBL7. Gene Ontology annotation, molecular function: protein kinase activity; ATP binding. The transcript is spliced from 5 exons. NCBI's taxonomy places the organism in Eukaryota, Viridiplantae, Streptophyta, Magnoliopsida, Lamiales, Oleaceae. The record is from RefSeq and is a predicted model, not a curated record. Gene Ontology annotation, biological process: protein phosphorylation. Bases 172 to 1299 code for a protein of 375 amino acids.